GGCUUGGUGACUGGUAAACUCUUCCUUGCCCGGGUAGAUUCCCCGGCUGAGAAACUGGUUCCGAACCCAACCGAACCCAGAGCGGAGCGACGCCGGGUCACGUGGCUGGCGGCCCCAUGACGUGCGUGCUCCGGGGCGUCAUCGUGACGUUCCGGCGACCCGCUGUGUGGCCCGGCUACCUCCGUUACCUGUGCAGCCGCGGUGCUGUCAUGGACCUGGGACCGAUGCGCAAGAAUUACCGCGGGGACCGAGAGGCAUUUGAAGAGACUCAGCUGACAUCCCUGGACCCCAUGAAGCAGUUUGCUGCCUGGUUUGAGGAGGCUGUUCAGUGUUCUGACAUAGGGGAAGCCAACGCCAUGUGUCUGGCUACCUGUACCAGAGAUGGGAAGCCCUCUGCCCGCAUGGUGCUGCUGAAGGGCUUUGGCAAGGAUGGCUUCCGCUUCUUCACUAACUUCGAGAGUCGGAAGGGAAAAGAGCUGGACUCGAAUCCCUUUGCUUCCCUUGUCUUCUACUGGGAGCCCCUAAACCGUCAGGUACGUGUGGAGGGUUCCGUGAAGAAGCUACCCGAGGAGGAGGCCAAGUGCUACUUCCACUCCCGCCCCAAGAGCAGCCAGAUUGGGGCUGUGGUCAGUCGUCAGAGUUCCGUGAUCCCUGAUCGGGAGUAUCUGAGAAAGAAAAAUGAGGAACUGGAGCAGCUCUACCAGGAACAAGAGGUGCCAAAGCCACAAUACUGGGGUGGCUACAUUCUCUACCCACAGGUGAUAGAGUUCUGGCAGGGCCAAACCAACCGCCUGCACGACCGGAUCGUCUUUCGGCGGAGCCUACUGACAGGAGACUCCCCUCUGGGACCCAUGACCCACCAAGGGGAGGAAGACUGGCUCUAUGAGAGACUUGCGCCCUGACUCCCAACCUGCUGGUGCUGACUGGAGCUGGGGCAGUGCUAAGAGAGGGUAUGGGAUCGGAAGCCAGGCCCUUCUAAGCUCAACCCAUUUCCCUUCCCAUCUCUUAUAUUCAGAGCUCUUCAGAGUUCAUUGUCCAAGUUCUCUGUACUCAGCUGGUCUAGUGGAGUGUAACAAAUGGAAAAUAAUCCCAUAAUAUUUUCUUGACUUUGACUAUGGUUUAUUGGAAUAGCUCCCUCUAGGGGUAGCAGCUGGUGUGAUUCCCUUUUCUGAUGACAGAGGAUGGGCCCCCAGCAGCCUCGACGGCUGGGGUAACAAUCACGUGAAAAGUCAUACUGGCCAAAGCCGAUUGGUCCCAGCAUAAGCCCCUGAGCCAAUCUAGCCAAUCGGUUUUUCUUGUCACCAAAUUGAAAUUUGAAGUGGAGAGACUCAGAGCAUGGGAGUCAUUGUAGCCAAGCCAAUAAUGGCAGCUAAGGAGCAACAGCCUCUGGUUGCUUUUCUUGCAAUUCCCUAUGUGGCCCCUGGAUCUCUCCUUCCCAUGUCUGGGCUGUGCAAUUCCUCCUCCUACCUCAAAACACCCACUAUCUCUAAAAGAGAAAGAAAAAUUUUUUUUUUGGCUUAAACAAGCCAGAAUCUAUUUCUGUUGGUUACAACUAAAAGAACCUUAACUAACUCAUUUACUAAUAGGAUAUUUUUACAGCUCUUACCCAGCUGGUAACUGCCUUCCAUUACCUGAAGCACAGCAGUGUGGAAAAGAGACUAAAUUGAUUCUCUGCAGCUCCAAGGGACCCUUAGGUAGAAGUUGUGUAGAAGUAGAUUUCAUCUCAAUAUGGGAAGAGAUUUCAAAUGAUUGGGGCUGCUCAAGAGGGAAUAGGUCAGGUAAUGUGUUCUGCCACUGUCAGUCAGGAUGUUUUGUUAAAGGGACUUGUGCUGGUACCUAUGGGCCAGAAAGAUUUUAAUCAUGCUUUACUUUCCAUAUUUGUUUAUGAAAGCUAUAUAUAUAUAUGUAUGUUUAUGUGUAUGUAUAUUAUACAUACUUUCCAGGUAUAAAGUUAAAUAGUAGAGAUUAUGUCUUUCUGACACUCCCACCUCUACCAAUGACGACUCCCAGAUCACUGGUUUCAUCCGCACUGGAAUUACCAGAGGAGCUUAAAAAACCCUGAUGCCCAGUCCCACCCUCAGAAAUGAUUUAACCAGUGUGAGUGCAGCCUGGACUUCCGGAAAUUUAAAAGUUUCCCCAGGGAAUUCUGUGCAGCCAAGGUUGAGUCCCCUGGUAGUAGAUCCUUGCUAACUGCAGUGUGGUCCACAGGCCAGCAGCACCAGCAUCACUCUGGGGUGGAGCCCACCCCAGACCCACUGAAUCCCAUUCUGCAUUUAACAAGACCCCCGACUCUCGCCCCCAGAUGCACUACCCCUAACCUCCAAACCAACCACCUCCCACCCUCACAGUUAGAUUCUUCAGUAGCUCCCUGCUGAGGCCUGGGCUGAACUGUAGUAUUUACUUUCCUUGAGCACAGGUCUGGUGACUAGGGACAACCUGGGUGAGUGGCCUACAGGCUGCAGAGAGGAGCCAGGCUGGGCAAAUGUUUGCUAUGACUAAGCCGGGAUCAGAGAACUGACUAUUCUUUGUACACGUUGGCAUUGAACUUGCUACCCUGUAAACUGUGCCUUGUUCUACUGUAUGGGCGUGUGCUGUUAUUGACUGCCUCUUCCAAGGGCCACCCCCUGGGUGUUGACCCCCCUUAAGCCUGUGUGCAGGAAGCCCAAUGCUAACCCUGUGGCCACCUGCAGGAGAGCGUGCCUACCUUGUCCUGUUUGUGUUAUUGGGGCCUGGGUAUCCCCCUUGCUUUGAGCCUGGUCUCAGCUGUUCCCUUCCUUUUCUCUGUCUGACAAUCACUGUGCCAAGUUUGUAAUAAAAACUCAUCAGCCUUGCAUGAUA
Molecule: messenger RNA, 2838 nt
Organism: Vicugna pacos (alpaca)
Lineage: Eukaryota; Metazoa; Chordata; Mammalia; Artiodactyla; Camelidae
Gene: PNPO
Product: pyridoxamine 5'-phosphate oxidase
Biological process (GO): pyridoxine biosynthetic process; pyridoxal 5'-phosphate biosynthetic process
Molecular function (GO): pyridoxamine phosphate oxidase activity; FMN binding
Source: RefSeq, a predicted model, not a curated record